GACGUGCACGUCGUCCAUACGCUAUAAUAUAGUGACAACAGUUUUGUCGUUUUUAUUGAUAUAUCGUACUACUCAAGCUGAAACUUAAAAGAAAGUAUAACUUAAACGAAAUAUUAUUCACUAAACAUAGUGUGUUAAGUCAGCAAAGAACUAUUCUGUUUGUUUUUAAUUAAAAGGUUGAAUUUUCGGUUGAGUAGUUAAAAAUCGUCGGUAUCACAUCUCAUAUAAAACCGUUGUAACAAUAUGAGUACAACCACGGCUGCGGCUGCAGCGAAAAUGACGAGCACCACGGCUGUAGCCGUGAGUCUAGUAUUGUCCAGUUGUGUAAUAGCAAAUGCUUUUCGCCAAAAGAAACAAUUUUAUCCGUCAGUCGUAUACAUAUGUAAAUCUAAUCCAAGUAUGGCAAUAAUGUAUAUGCAAGCUUUAGUGGCUGUCUAUUUAAUUGGGAAAUUAACUGGUAAAUUAUUUUUUGGUUCAUUACGCCCUGCAGAAUCAGAGCGCUUAAUAGAAAAAGCCUGGUAUGCUGUGACAGAAACAUGUUUAGCAUUUACUAUUUUUAAAGAUGACCUGAGUCCCAAAUUUGUUGCUCUAUUUACUUUAUUAUUAUUUCUAAAAUGUUUUCAUUGGUUGGCAGAAGAUCGAGUAGAUUAUAUGGAACGUACUCCAGUUAUAUCAUAUAUAUUUCAUUUGCGCAUAUGGUUGCUAUUAUUCAUCUUAACAUUGGGUGAUUUAUAUUUCAUUCAUGAUGCAUACACUACUACGAUGGCCAAAGGUCCAUCAGUGCAAUUAGUAUUUGGAUUUGAAUAUGCAUUACUCGUCACAUUAGCAGCUAAUGCAGGGUUUAAGUAUAUAUUGCAUGCAGUAGAUGUACAUAGUGACACAUUUUGGGAAAGUAAAGCUGUCCUUCUGUUGUACCUUGAAUUUUUUAUUGGGUUGUGUAAAGCUGUGAUGUAUGUGGUUUUCCUUGUAAUCAUGGUACGAACUUACACAAUACCACUAUUUGCUUUUCGACCAAUGUAUCAUACAUUAAGAAAUUUCAAAAAAGUUUUCCAAGACCUUGUACUAUCUCGUAGAGCAAUACAUAAUAUGAAUACUCUAUACCCGGAUGCUACACCACAAGAUUUACAAGCCAUUGAAAAUGUGUGUAUUAUAUGCCGUGAAGAUAUGACAGCUGCAGCUGCAAAAAAAUUGCCAUGCAAUCAUAUAUUUCAUACAUCAUGUCUACGUAGCUGGUUUCAACGUCAUCAAACAUGUCCUACUUGUAGAUUAGAUAUUUUGCGCCCAACACCUUCAACAACUCAGAAUUUUAAUGUUCCUCCACCACCAACACCGAAUCUGAAUAGAACAGUUCAGGAAACACCAUUAACUGCUGAUGCAACUGGAUCAUCUUCUGAUAAUGAUAACAAUCGUGGACCAAACACUAAUAAUCAUACACAUUUAUCACCUGGUCAAGCAGGAAGUAAUGGAAGUUCUUUUUAUAAUCAAACACCACUACGGUAUCAAUUUAGACCAUUCACAUUUCAACGAUCAACGUCUAUUGAUGAAAUUAAUAGCAACAACAAUGAUAAUUCAAGCAAUGGUAUACCUGAACCAAAUAAUACAAAUGAACCAAUGAUUGCAUUUAUGAAUGCAGCAGGAUUAGGUGUUGGAAAUGGGUUACCAUCAUUAUUCAAUGAUUUACCACAAACAUCCUCAAAUAUACCACAAAUUCCAUUUAAUUUACCAUUUGUUGGCGGAAUGGCAAUCCAGCCACCAAAUGUGCCUCCUAAUUUGGACACACUAACUGAUGAAGAAUUACGUUUAAUGGAACAGAAUACAAGACAAGGAUGUUUAGCACGCAUUAAAUAUAUUACCAAUAUAAAAUGUAUGUUAGAUGCCGCUGUUGUGAUGAUGAAUCAUUACUCAUCAGCAUGUCUUGUAGCUGGUCUUGAUAGUACUGAUUCUACUUUAAACAGCGAAACUAAAACUUCAGAUACUACAGAAAAUGACGAACAGUUGGAAACUAGACCACCAAGUAAUAUUUCUUCUGAAAAUGAUUCUAGUGCCCGUAGUGGAGUUACUAGCAGCAACAGUGGCAGUGAAGAUCAAUUGCUCCCAGAAGAAACUGAACAGCAGCGUAUUAUUAGAUUAAAAAGGUUGGAGAAAUUUGGUAGCAAUUCCAUGUAAUUUCUGUAAGCAAAUAACUAAGUAUCCCAUAAUGUGAUUAAAAUAAUGUUUUAAGUUUUAUUAUUAAUUCAUAUUAUAGUUAACUAAUAGAAAAGGUCUAUAAUUGGUUUACUUCUUCAUCUAUUCUAUCGUUUUGUAACAUUUGUCUUUAAAUUAUUAUUUU
Melanaphis sacchari is the source of this 2329-nucleotide messenger RNA. Its product is annotated as E3 ubiquitin-protein ligase synoviolin B-like. The record is from RefSeq and is a predicted model, not a curated record. Gene Ontology annotation, cellular component: cytoplasm. The transcript has 13 exons. Lineage: Eukaryota; Metazoa; Arthropoda; Insecta; Hemiptera; Aphididae. Bases 244 to 2166 code for a protein of 640 amino acids.